Molecule: messenger RNA, 2194 nt
Organism: Dermacentor albipictus
Lineage: Eukaryota; Metazoa; Arthropoda; Arachnida; Ixodida; Ixodidae
Product: ankyrin repeat and MYND domain-containing protein 2-like
Molecular function (GO): protein binding
Source: RefSeq, a predicted model, not a curated record
AUGGCUCCUCCGGCGAAAGGCGAGCUCACCGACGCCGAGAAAGAGCUGUACAAGGCUAUCCAGGCCGGCGAUGUGGCCGAGGCGCGAACACUGGUCAACCGCGUGCGAAUCGACUGCCUCGACGAACACGGGAUGACGCCGCUGCAGCACGCCGCAUACCGCGGAAACUACGACCUCUGCAAGCUGUUCCUCGAGUGCGGCGCCGACGUCAAUUCGCACUACCACGACUCCGGCUACACGGCGCUCAUGUUCGCCGGCCUGGCCGGCCGCGCCGACGUCGUGAGCCUGCUGCUCGAGCACGGCGCCUCGACGACCACCGUCAACUCGCUGGGCCGCACGGCGGCGCAGAUGGCCGCGUUUGUGAGCAACCACGACGUGGUGGCCAUCAUCAACAACUUCCUGCCCCGAGAGGAGCUCGAGUACUACGCGCGGCCCCAGGGUCUCGAGAAGGAGCCCAAGCUGCCGGCGACGCUGGUGGCCCCGCUCUACCAGCUCAUCGUGCGCACCAACAUCCACCCGGUGCGAGUCGCGCUCUACCUGCAGCAGAAGCGCGAGCUGAUCGACCAGUCGGCCAAGGUGGAGCGCGUACUGAACCUGCUCUGCGAGAAGCAGAUGAAGACCACCAGCGCGGAGCCCAACGAGAUGCUGGCGCUCAAGUUCCACCACCUGGCCUUCCUCAUCAGGACGUGCUGCAAGUUCGUGCGCGACCGCUCAGCGACGUCCGGCGGCAGCGCCGAAGGAGCCGGCAAGGACAGCAAGACGUCGGGCCUGCUCGAGCCGCUCAUCAAGACGUGGUUGCGCGGCCGCGAUGAGGACGACUUCCCCGUGCUCCUGGAGAAACUGCUGAGGCAGUCCGUGCGCGAGUUUCCCUACCACGAGUGCACCAUUCUCCAGCAGCUUGUGCACACGCUCUCCGGUGUCGAGGUCGGAAAUGAGCCAAGUGCUAUCUCCAUCUUGGCCGAGGCCGUGCGUGGCCAGAAGGGGUAUGACCAGGGAGCCUCGUGCACAGCCUGCGGCGAGCCCCAGGCCGACAAGCGCUGCUCAGCCUGCAAGUCUGUGCAGUACUGCGGAGCCCCCUGCCAGAAGUUGCACUGGUUCACACACAAGCGCCACUGUGCCCGCCUGGCUGAGGAAUACCAGAGGGCCCUGGCCGAGAAAGCGGCUGAAGAAGAGAAAGAACAACAUGCGAAGGAAGAACAAACGUCGACGACCGAGGCAUCCUCAAAUGGCUGCCCCGAUGAGUCCACCAACACCCAGUCAACCAGUGAAUGUGCGAGUGCCACACCCAUAACGACUGCUUGAAAUCACUGCAUCUUGUUGAACGAGAGUGUCUGUCAAAUUAAGGAUGCCACCACAUUUUUUUCACAUGGGGAACGGGAUGAAGUUGUGGCGAAGCGAAGUGCACCGUUGUGAGAUGCAGAGGCUGAAGAUACCCCUUGCAAUUGCUCGUAGAGCACCAAACGCACCCUGUUCAGCCUGUACACCAUUUGUCAUCACGCUUAUAUUUAAAAUGCAUUUCUCUAGCAAACUUAAGUGAAAAAUGGUAUAUCCAGGCAGCUGUUUUUAUCUGCAGACAUUUGUCAUGAACUCUUGCCAUCGCAACAUUGCAGAAAAGAAAUUUAUGUUAGACCUCCAUGCUGAUUUCGUUUAGAACUACAGUUUAAGGUAAAUUACAGUUCAACAGUUUAGGGUAGGCAGAAGGUGUCGCAUAAGAUAAUUAUAUCGAAAGAAAAAUGUAGCUUUAUUUUUUAAUUGAAAUUUUGGACUUGCUAUUAAAUAUAUGGUGUGAAAUCAAGAGCUUAUAUUUAGAACUUCUUAAUCACUACUUAAAAAGCCCAACACAAGCAAACGGGCAGCGCGAUACAUAUUGUCAUCUCUGAAAAACCUGGGUGGCCGUAUGCAGGCAAGUGUUCAUUUCUGCAAAGACCAGUGCUUCUAGUCAGGUGUUGUCAAGCCUAUGUAUGUUCAUUUUCCAAGCCACUGUAGCUGUCAAGGUCCACAAUCACAGAGUGCAAUUUUCUUAGUGAUACUGUUAUAGCAACUUUGCAUUCUCCACUUUGUAUGCUGAGCUCCUGUGCUUAAAAAAAAGAAAGAAAGAAAGCUGUGUUUUUCGCACUUUGCAUUAUUUAAUGAACCCUUAACUACUCAGUCCUGUAAUGCUGUGUUUGCCUAAAUAAAUGUAAUUUGACUGUUG